Messenger RNA from Patella vulgata (common limpet), 1198 nucleotides. RefSeq names its product vitelline envelope sperm lysin receptor. The coding region runs from base 82 to 1164 and encodes 360 amino acids. Lineage: Eukaryota; Metazoa; Mollusca; Gastropoda; Patellidae. The record is from RefSeq and is a predicted model, not a curated record. The transcript has 10 exons.
UCACAUGACUGUUAUUGUUAAUAGAUGCCGGCGUUUGGUCAGGUGAUUUGCUAUCACAGUUAGAUUUGGAGCGGUUAGAGAAUGGUCGUGUUAAUAUUUGUUAUUAUAUCCAGUUUACUGGUUUCUUAUACAGAUAGUAAACGACCUUCUACAACUUUAAGUGUAGAAUGUGGAGACCCUGUCAAGAAUACACCGGCUGUUAUAACUUAUGUUGGUGAUGCAGUGGCUGUUAUUGGUUAUGGUGCCUUACCCCCUCCUUGUCGGUUUAAAGAAGAUAUUUCUACAGCUAGUUUUAAACUAAAAGCUUAUUACCGUGCCACCAGUGGGUGCAAGUUUGUGCAAACGUCCGUAAAUAGAGCAAUAUAUGGCCUGAAAGUGGAAUCUCGACUAUUACAUGAAUUGUUCGAGGGUGCAGACGACGAGAAGUUUAUAAUAGAAUGUUCCUUUAUGAGAUAUAAAUCGAAUGUAUCAGUUGACGUUCCACUGAUCGAAAAAUAUAAACCAGCAGAGAUGAUUGUUGUACCGAGAGGAAUUGUGGCUGAAUCUGAUUUUGAAAUCUAUAUGAUGAGUGCUGUUGGUGGUUUUAGACUUCGAAGUGCUAUUCAGGUUCAUAGUUUGGUAAAAUUACAGACUCGCAUAACUCGUAAAAAUAAGGAAGUUGGAUAUAUGCCAUUAGAAUGUCUGGUAGAAUCGACGGAUGGAAAAAUCAAAAUUUUGGUUUUAGCUAGUGGAUGUGGUACAGGGUUUCCAUGGAAGAAAAACCAAGGCUUCCAAAUGAAUGGAAUUUAUGGCGAUAGCCCAAAGUUCCGAAUGUUCCGUAUAUCCAAACAGCAAGGCAUCAUAUUCAGAUGUAGCUUUGUAGUUUGUCAAGGUUCUUGUAAUGGUAGUUCUUGUGCUGCGGCUAGUAAAACACGUCGUCGUCGUCGAAGAAGUGUAGAUGGUUUACAGUACAAUUCUUUAGGUCUACUCAGUGAUGGAAGCAGUGGAGUUUUACGCUCAGAUCUUGCUGUCAAAAUACCAGAUGAGGAGGAAACUGAUCUACUAGAAAUGGAAAAGAUUCCAGUUUAUGUUGCCGUCCUUUUCGUAACAGGAAUUGUGCUGAUAGCUGUUGUAGUUAUAACCGUUUCUGUUGUCACGACUAGGAAGAGGACGAACCCUCGUUGAUAGUAGAUUAAUGAAAUAAACUAGUUUGGGUUCA